UGGCCAAGGCUUGUCGUUCGCUUGCAGUCGAGGUGCGCUGAAUAUCUAGCGGAGGACUUCCUGCCCGUUUCUGUGGCUGAGGAGAUGAAGAGGCGGCUGCACAAGAAAUACUUGAUUUUGAUUUUAGGAUAUUCCGUGUUACUUCUGUUAAUUCCUUAUGUUUUGGAUUACAGGGGUAAAACUAUUCGUGAUAAACAUGAAGUUCAGCAGCAAAAGUGCCCUGACUUCGAAAAAACACUGGCAAUGUGGAGUAACGUGGACAAUAGCAACAAUGCCACCGAGAUGGUGGGAGACGCUUCCAAUAGGAGCGAUAGGAUAAAUAUUUAUUUGCACGCCACAUGGAGAACGGGGUCUUCCUUUUUAGGUGAACUAUUCAAUCAACACCCAGAUGUGUUUUAUUUGUAUGAACCCAUGUGGAAUAUGUGGCAAUCGCUCUACCCUGGAGACGCGGUGAGUCUGCAAGGAGCCGUCCGGGACAUGAUGAAUUCACUUUUCCGCUGUGAUUUCUCCGUUCUUAAGCUCUACGCCGGAACUAGCAACAUCACUACCUCAUUCAUAUUUGGGUGGAAGACGAACAAGGUUAUCUGCUCAGAGCCUCUAUGCAGCGCCUACAAGAAAGACGAAAUUGGGCUCGUGAGAGGAGACGUCUGCGACAAGUGUCGGCCGAGGGACCUUAAGGACUUGGAGAGAGAAUGCAAAAAGUACCGCGUUAUGGUCAUUAAAGACGUCCGUGUGUUCGACCUGAGCGUGUUGGUUCCUUUAAUAAGGGACCCCGGUUUGAAUCUUCGGGUCAUUCAGCUUUUUCGAGAUCCGCGCGCUGUGCACAAUUCUAGGCUGAAAUCCAAACUGGCCUUAGUGAAGGAGAGCGUUCAAGUGCUGCGCAGCAAGAAACAGACGGAUAAAUUCAAACGGCUCCUAAUGCCCAGCAACAGGUCUAACCGUGCGGAGAAUUAUGUGGCGAGCGCAAUGGAGCUGAUAUGUGACAGUUGGCUAAACGACAUGUUGCUCGUCGCGAACGCUCCGCAAUGGUUGAAGAGAAAUUAUAUUCAGAUACGUUACGAGGACCUUGUCCUUUACCCCGUGGAGGAACUACAGAGGCUGUACCGCUUCUCAAACCUCACAUCCUUUCCAAAAAUUGAGAAAUUUGUCGUUAACAUGACGCGCGGAGAGGGAUAUUCUUCUGAAAAACCAUUUGUUAUAUCCUCGAGGGACGCUAAGGAAGCUAUAUUUGCCUGGAGAGAGAGGUUAAACGUGGAACAGAUCAAUCGAGUCGAAGCCUACUGCAGCGAGGUCAUGAGCCGCCUGGGGUAUCAAAGUGUUGUGGAUAAAACGUAAAGCCUGGAGAAAGUAGAGUUCCCUCUUCCUCUUGCGUUUCAGGAGCCUGAUGAACAGAAGACGAGGGGAGAGGUGGAUAUGGAAGAGAAGGAGAGUCACCACCACUGGUGGACAGAGAGAAUGAGGAAACAGGGAAGCAGACAGCCAAGCUGGCCUCCAGGUGUGGCAGUGCCAGCCAAUCCUUUUGUCUGAAGAACCAGGAAGUCAUCUGAGGAUGAGGGGGCCAGACGGCCUUGCCUCACGUGUAAAUAUGUACAGGGAAGAGAUGGUCCGGGUCCCUCUCCUGAGACUGGGCUGGCUUCACCACAGAGAGGGAAAGAGGGAGCCAAAGGCCUACCAAUGUCCUGACAUCCAGAUUUCACCGACACUAAUCCCUUUUCAAUCCUCGGCAGGCCCUAAUCGGCACAAGGCUCAUGUUACCUGGGAGACUGGUUCUCGCUCGACCUUAUCCUUGCUCCUGUCGUGUUUACCCAGUAUUCCCAGGUGGUGUGCAAGUGUGUGCAGCAGUUCCCAAUGGUGCAUCUACGUCAAAACACAACAGUAUUCUAUGAAGGCAAGAAGAUAAAAAGACUUGAUGGGCCGGGGGGGGGGGGGGGGGGGGGGAGUAAGCAAAGUGUUAACUAAUAGGAGGAGGGGUGUGGGAGAGUGAUUUAAGAGGUGACCAAUUACAGACACGUCCUGCACUAAUGAACAUGUCAGAGAGGGGUGCACUUCCCUUAUGGAAACUGAAUGCACCACAGUAUGAUGUAUAUAUUUGGACUUGUAUUUGUAUAUGAAUAUAUUUCAUAGCAGUGUAUUAAAACAAAUAUUGUAAUAUAUGAAAGCAGCAAUAAUGUCUAUAUUUGCCCACAUAUUGUGAAGUGUUGCAAUAUCAUGAUAAUAUUUAAAAAUAUUUUCAGUAUAUUCUAUUUCUGUAGGGUUGGCUGCAGUAGGCACUCAUCUUGUCUUUAGGGGUGAGAAUCGAACCCAGUGCAGUAUGGUCCUGAAGUAUCCAGACAGCUAAGGUAUUCCUCCACCCCCGCCCCAUAACCAAAAGAACAACCACACCCCUGUGAAAUUCCUCAGUGCCCCAUGAGAAUACAUCCAAAGUCUCUCAGCUGUAACCUCCGACCACGCAGAAAGUUACUUUUUGGUCAUAUUGACUUUCCUUGGCUAAUACAUUUACUUAGGUACUCAGAUUUUUACUAAAGCUUUCUCCUUAAAAAACUUGUGCCUCUGCUUCAGUUGUUUUUUCCCUCCAGUGUAAAAAGUGAAUCAGUCAAAGACCUAGGAUGCAAAACGUGCUGACAAACUAGUUUCUCUGUCCCUCAAUGUGAAUAUCCUGAUUAUUUUCAUUGCUUAAAAAAAUAAACAGUGGUGUUGACAACAGUA
Anguilla rostrata (American eel) is the source of this 2706-nucleotide messenger RNA. RefSeq names its product carbohydrate (N-acetylglucosamine 6-O) sulfotransferase 7 (gene chst7). The transcript is spliced from 2 exons. Gene Ontology annotation, cellular component: Golgi membrane; trans-Golgi network. The coding region runs from base 85 to 1335 and encodes 416 amino acids. Gene Ontology annotation, molecular function: N-acetylglucosamine 6-O-sulfotransferase activity; chondroitin 6-sulfotransferase activity. The record is from RefSeq and is a predicted model, not a curated record. Gene Ontology annotation, biological process: N-acetylglucosamine metabolic process; carbohydrate metabolic process. NCBI's taxonomy places the organism in Eukaryota, Metazoa, Chordata, Actinopteri, Anguilliformes, Anguillidae.